This is a messenger RNA of Encephalitozoon romaleae SJ-2008, 537 nucleotides long. Its product is annotated as RING-finger-containing E3 ubiquitin ligase. NCBI's taxonomy places the organism in Eukaryota, Fungi, Microsporidia, Unikaryonidae. Gene Ontology annotation, biological process: ubiquitin-dependent protein catabolic process. The transcript has a single exon. The coding region runs from base 1 to 537 and encodes 178 amino acids. Gene Ontology annotation, cellular component: endoplasmic reticulum. Gene Ontology annotation, molecular function: ubiquitin protein ligase activity. The record is from RefSeq and is a predicted model, not a curated record.
AUGAGUAAGGGGAACAGAUAUCCCAUGAAAACUAAAAAGGAAACAGUAGAACCUGAUGGAUGGGGCAAGGAGGCCACAAAGACCAGUACAUGCAUAGAAAACGCCAAUGAGAAGAAAAGCAGCCACCAAAGCAGAGAGUACACAUGCAAUAUAUGUUACUCGCAACCAGAAGGCCCUGUACUGACACCGUGUGGACAUCUAUUCUGCUGGGGAUGCUUGUAUGUAUGGUCUCAGUCAACAGGAGGAUGUAAAUUCUGCCCUACAUGUAGGAGUAGAAUGGAGAUUGAGGAGGUUAUAUCUGUGCUGGCUGUAGACUCAAAGAAAGAAAGCAGAGGGCUCCCGCCAAGGCCUAUGAACAAUAGAAAGCUUGUGAGAGUGAUAACUCCGGGAAUAAAAGUUAACGGUACAAGAUUUGGAAGCUGCCUCUUACAAGAAGAAGAAGCAAACAUAUUUUCAUACAGAACAACAAUAGGCCUAUUAACUCUCAUGUGUUUACUUAUUUCCAUAACUUUGAAGUCAUAUAGCUUUGAAGGUUGA